AUGGCUACAUUGAAGCGCAAAUCCCCAGAGUUUUUGACUGCACCCGACGCAACACCAACUGGUCGGCCAGUCAAGAAGCUCUGCUUGACCCAAAACCAGAAGCAGGCGUUAAUCGACAAUCUUCAACUUGAAAUCACCGAAAGAGCUCGAAAGCUCCGCUCCCAAUAUGCCUUGCAAGCAAACGACCUCCGGUCGCGUAUUGAACGACGCGUCAACCGUAUUCCAAUCUCCCUCCGCAAAGCCAAUAUGGGCGAGCUUCUUGACAAACACAACGCGUCCCUAGCGAAAGCCCAAUCCGCUUCUCCUCCCCGAAAAGCCUCCCCCGCAAACCAUGAUGGUCACUACUCCGACAAAGAAAAUGGCGGUCCAGAAUGCCUCAGCAAUCCUAAGCGCCGUGGUAAAGCCCCUGCCGUUGGCGGUACCUCCCGUGUUGUCUCCCAAGAAGUACGAGGCAACGAUCACCGCAUCCUCUCCCCGAAAUCCCUCAACUCUCGCACAUACCCACAAUCCCCCUUCCGCGCUUCACCCGAAAAGGGCCAGCCAUCUUACCUGUCCCGUCCUACAUCCCCACUCAAGCCAUCCAGUCCGCUUCGUGUUGCCCCCGGCAGCGCCACGCGCCCUCGUGGUGCUACUACUUCCAACGUCAAAGACCCCUGGAACCAGCCUACCCAAGCAAGAAAGACUGCUCGCGCUGCAACGGGUCCCAAGACAUCUGCCCGAUCUCCACUUCCAAGGCCUGCAACAAGACAAGGCGAACGGAAGAACAGCUUCUCGUCAAAUGCUUCAUCCGGCACUACCGUUACUAAACCUACUCGCACGGCCACCAGCACUCGCAAAGCGGCAGCUGGUAAUGCCUCGAUCGUUACGAAGAAAACUUCUGCCCCUCGUGUGCAGACUGCAUCUUUGGCCGUAAAGAAGACUGCUAGCACGGCUUCUGUGCGGAAGGCCACCGCACCCGCUUCUACAACAGAGUCCUCAACCCGGGGAACUCGAGCUUUGCGGAAACGCGUAUAG
Molecule: messenger RNA, 1014 nt
Organism: Penicillium verhagenii
Lineage: Eukaryota; Fungi; Ascomycota; Eurotiomycetes; Eurotiales; Aspergillaceae
Exons: 3
Coding region: 1-1014 (337 amino acids)
Biological process (GO): mitotic sister chromatid segregation
Cellular component (GO): chromosome, centromeric region; spindle midzone; chromosome passenger complex
Source: RefSeq, a predicted model, not a curated record